GCCCCGCCCGGGCCCGGACGUCCUGCAUCCCCCCGACCCCCGCGCCCACUGCCCCGCCGCCCGUCGGCGCAGACGGGCAUCCGAUACGUGUACCCCUCCUGCCAGGAGCCCCAUGCACAUCUACAGGCCCAGUCAAUCAGGGGUCCAUUCCUGGAGCCAAGGGGGACAGAGGGCCUGAAGCAGGAGUGGUUCACCAAAUACUUCUCCUUUUGAGCACAAGCACAUUACGCAGCAGGUGCAAGUGCAUCUCUUCAUACAUGUCAUUGCUUCUUCUACAUCUGUUUGCUCAGACACACACACACACACACACACACACAGACGUAUGGGCUCAUCACCAGCAAGCCCACCUCGAACAUUGCCUCAAAGCUCAACCAAAAAGUGCUUCUCAGACACAUGCCUGACCUCUUCUCAGCCGGAUCUUGUUUGUAUAGUUUGGAAUGUCUCCAUAUGUUCUUUUAUUUAUACCAGUCUUCCUUUUUUGAAACCCAAACGUUUGCUCUGAUCUCAUCCCACGAUUUCUUGCAGGCAUAUGUGCAUUUGUUGAGUCCCGUCAUGUGUCUCCUGGGUUAUGGAAGCAUUCCACAUGUUCAAUCAAGAUCCUCGUCAGAACAGACACACACGUCUCACCAUACCAAAAUUAAGCUUCUCUCAAUGCAAAAAUGUAUAAUAAUUUUAAUGAACAAAUUGAAUAAAAUAUUUUGUUUUUCACUGUUUUGUUUUGUUUUGUUUUGUUCCAGGUCUCUGCUCUCACGAGCAGAGACCUGGAACAAACUAAAGAGAAGCUAAGCCAGGAGGAGUUUGUCUGCUCGGAGCUGGCGUCGGUGCAGGAGACGCUGUACAACACAGCUGGACAGGUUCAGACACCUUCUCCCAUGCUCAGACUUUAAUCCCGUCUCUCAUUACACUCUUUGUUUCAUUCUCUACUUGAUCCUGGUGACUGGUUCACAUCUCUUACAUGCUGCAGCUUUAAUAAAACCUUGGAUCUUUCAAGCGCUCGUUUUUCAUAGAUGAAUCCACCGUUGAUCUGAAAAUGAGAAUAUUAACCCUCUGUUCCUUUUAUUUGGUCCAUUAUCAGCUGCUGAGUACAGUCGACGCCAGCACCAGUGAUGUCUCUGGUCUCCAUGAGAAGCUGGACAGAAAGAACAAGGUGGAGCAGCACAACAAUCAGAUCCAGCAGAGUUUUGCAGAGAGGAUGGAUGCAGCGUUCAGCAACAUGCAGCGCUGCAUUCAGCAGCAAGGAAUUAAACACCAUGAAAUGCUGAGCAGCUGCUCGCAGGCCGUUGACCGUUUGCUCCUGACUAACGAGUCCUCCCUGAAAGAAGCCGUGGCCACCGUGGAGUCGGUCCUCGAACGAGUCGGGCAGCUGGUGGCUGUGUCUGUGUCUGGCUUUCAGGUGAAGGUGCAGGAGCAGCGCAUGGUGUGUCAGCAGGACAAGCACACUCUGCUGGAGCUGCUGGAAGAGCAUCGACAGGAUAUGGAGGAGCUCCUGGUGGAUCAGAGUUUGAUGAGUUUAUCAGCUGUUAAGGAACUGAACCAGACUCUGAGGGCCUCAGUGGAGACGCAGCGAGCUCUGGCUGAUCAGGUGGAGGGGAUGAAGGAGUCUGGCGUGUUCCUCAGCGGCUUGGUGCAGGACCUGGCAGGGCUGCAUGACGUCGCUGUGCAGGGUCUGACAGCUCUGCAGAGUGAACACGACCAGCUGGCCGAGCAGAUCAGACGAGCUCAGGAGAGACACGAGACGGGUAUGAAGCGAACCAUGGACCAAAUCAACCUGCUGCUCCUGGAGGCUCAGAAGAACUACGCUGAUCUGCACACGAGCGCUACAGCUCUACAGAAACCUGUGCAGAGCACCCAGCACCACCUCAGCAGCGGCCUCAGCACAGUCAAGCAUCAGGCCUCGACGCAGGCGGACCUCCUCUCCUCCACCUUCUCCUACCUCUCUUCCUCACUGCGUCUGAACGCUGACGAGAGCCGCCAGACGCUGGAGGAGAUGGCCGGCAGCACCUCCUACCUCCACAGCACCGUGUCCGUUCUGGUGGAGCGUGAGAGCGUCAGCUCUGCUGAGAAGGACGGCGGUAGAGAACCUGAUGUAGAGAACGUCAUAUCCCCCCCUUCUACAUAUUCACCACCCGCUCAGAAGAACAAAACCACAAGGUCAUUAUCUUACUAA
Messenger RNA from Betta splendens (Siamese fighting fish), 2167 nucleotides. Its product is annotated as kinesin-like protein KIF11-B. The record is from RefSeq and is a predicted model, not a curated record. The transcript has 9 exons. Bases 1031 to 2167 code for a protein of 378 amino acids. NCBI's taxonomy places the organism in Eukaryota, Metazoa, Chordata, Actinopteri, Anabantiformes, Osphronemidae.